CAGCUUCAGUAAAUCAAAGAUUAUUUUCAUCACCUACAGCCGUUUACGGUACUCAGCCACAAUGACGCUUCGAAUGAACGCCUCUCGCCCGACGGCAGCCCAUGUUGCUCGCCAUGGUGCGCUUCCACGUCGCGUGCCCCGGCUGCUAACGACACGUGUGCGCGCAGAGAAGUCAGCCCUCGCAAAGUUGUCAGACGCUAUGGGCAUGCCCACUGAUGAGGGAUAUUUCGGCUUCACACCAUUCAGCGAGAUGUGGGUUGGCCGCUGGGCCAUGAUCGGCUUCGUGUCGUCCGUUGCAGUGGAGUUUGCGACCGGCAAGGGCACCCUGGCGCAGCUGGGUCUGUCCGCCCCCUCCACCCCGCUGCUGGCGGCGCUGCUGCUGCUGAGCGGCGGCGCCACCGCAGCCGCCUCCGCAGUGACCGUACAGCAGCUGCGGCAGCGGAGCAUGAGCCGCACCCAACUGGAGCGCUACCGCUCCUUCCUGGGCCUCACCCGAGGGGAUGAGCUGGCGGCGGAAAGCGCAGCUCGCAGCCUCAAGGGCGGCCGUCCACUAGCACCAGCACCACCACCAUCAGCAUCGGCAGGAGCAGCAGCAGCAGCGGCAGCCGCCACCUCCACAGCUGGCGACACUGCCCCCACCAUGGAGGCCGCAACCACCCUCAUCGCCGAGAAGGAGGAGGGCCGGGCAGCGGGUGGGUCGUUGACGGGAGUGGUGUCGACCUCAUCAGCGGCAGCUGCUGACGCGAGGCCGCAGCAGGCGCCCACGCAACCAGCAGCUGCAGCAACGUCAUCAAGGAAUGCAACCCUGACUGCGGAGGAGCUGUACGGCCUGGACGAGGGGAAGUACGCACGAGAUGUGGAGAUAGCUAACGGCCGUGCCGCCAUGCUGGGGUUCCUGGCAGCGGUGCUGGUGGAGGCGGGCAGCGGGCGGGGCAUCCUGGCGCAACUGGUGUUGUACGGCAAGCUGAGCGGACUGCUGGGGGCGGCAUCGGGCUUUUGAGAGGAGGGGGGAAGAGAGGGAGGAAAGGCAGUGAGGAGCGCUGAGGGGAAACAAUGCAUGGCGGAUUAUAGGAAUUUCUCUGAUGCUGCCGUGCGGAGAGAACGAGUGCGCUGGACGAGGUGCGGUCGGCUGGUGUGCUGUUUCCAUUCAUCCAAUGCCUGGAGGUUGUGUUGAAGAGCGGCCAGUGAACGGACAGUGUAUGGUACAUUGGCUGAGUUGUGCAGAGUUGGUGUUUUGAUGUUUGCGAACUGCUCGCAUGUAUCUUGUCAUAAGUUGUUGAGCGGAAGCAAGUGAGGGACGGUAGGGUAACGUGUGAGAGAGCCUUGAGGAGGGAACUCGUGCGGUUUGUAUGGUUGACCGACAUAUACUCUGUUGACAUCCUUGUACAGCAGCAUGUAUGUAUACCGUUACUUAAUAAUCUCUUUGUGCAUAACACUGUGGUGUAGAAUAUUUUUCAACGAGUGGACAUGCCUAUGUACCAAUUUCCUACUCCGGUAGGGAUAUGUGGUAAAACAACAUCAUCUCCGAAACAUUAUGUAAUCCUUGCAGACAGAUAGACAGUAUACUGCUGCAUUAACGUGUAUCCCGUUACAAUAUGUUCGAUGACUGCGACCAUAUGUUGUCCAAUCUUGUCCUCUUCCUACGCACGUACUACUCCCACCAGCGCAUGCGAACAUUACGUAGCUAACCAGCAGCGCACAAAUCGAACCUGGCAUA
Molecule: messenger RNA, 1717 nt
Organism: Astrephomene gubernaculifera
Lineage: Eukaryota; Viridiplantae; Chlorophyta; Chlorophyceae; Chlamydomonadales; Astrephomenaceae
Source: the annotation of a GenBank genome assembly